Corvus hawaiiensis (hawaiian crow) is the source of this 2702-nucleotide messenger RNA. RefSeq names its product CD83 molecule (gene CD83). Bases 304 to 1107 code for a protein of 267 amino acids. The record is from RefSeq and is a predicted model, not a curated record. The transcript has 5 exons. NCBI's taxonomy places the organism in Eukaryota, Metazoa, Chordata, Aves, Passeriformes, Corvidae.
UUGCACAGGCACUGUGCUGUUAGAGUGGCAGAGAGAAGGUCGAGAGCGGAUUUUGAGCUGACAAGCCAUUUCCCCUAACAUUUUGCCACUCAAGAGAGAUUCGUUCAGUGCUGAUUUUGACAGCCUUCACACCAACCCACAGUGUCUCUUGGUUAACCUUAACUCUGUUCAGAUCAACACAGAGGGGGAGAAGAAGAGAAAAAAGGGAGGUGAGUUGCUACCAGCGCAAGUGCUUGCAGAAAUAGAGUGACCUCACAGAUUUAAGAGGAGGAGCCUUGGUUCAUACAUGUAGGGAUUUUCCCUAUGACAGAGAACCUCAAGAUAAACCUGGGGGAUUCCCCAGUCUGCCUUCAGAAAUAUCACUCUAGAAGCAGUCACAGCUUCACUCUGCUCUCACAGUCCAUCCUGCAAAGUCCAUCUGUUGCUGCUCUGCAAUCUGAAGCAGUAAAAGCCAUGUCUCUGGGAGUCUACACUCUGCUCAUCAUCCUGUGCAAUGUUUGGUGCUUGAUCCGUGGGACUUCUGUGAUGAUCCCAGGCAUUGCUGUGAGGUGUGCUGAAGAAGCGGUGCUGCCCUGUAAGGUUCUUCAGGACUCCUCAAUCUCCUACCAGACAGCAUCUUGGUAUAAAAUGGCUGGAGACAGCGAAGGAAUAGCAUGGGAGGUCCUUGAUGUGGAAUCUCAUUAUCCACGAGAAGCUGGGGGGUCCUUGGAGCUCUCCAAUGACACCUCCUUUUCACUGAGGAUCAAAAAUGCAACCAGCCGAAACAGCGGGACAUACAAGUGCACUUUGUGGGGGCAGAGCAGAGAACACAAUCUGAGCAGCACAGUCACAUUAAAAGUAACAGGUUGCCCUGGAAUAGAAGAGGACAAACUAAAAAAAUACAAAGGCGAGCUCUUCAUGCUGACUUGCCUUGGGAUUUUUUACUUGCUGCUCAUCUUCUUUACCUGUACAUGUCUAAGAAAAGAGAGUAUGUCUCCCAAUUACCAAAAAAACAGACCAGAUAUGAAGCACAUCCUCACCCUCAUCAACGUACAUGAAAUGACAACUUUCCAGCAUUUAAAUGGCAACAGCACUUGCAAAAAUGAGCCUACUUCAAGUUCUGUCUAAGCUGACGUUGAUGGCACUGUGGACUCAUCAGUAAACACAAGCUGGAUGGCUGAGUGGUAUGGAGAGGAAACAAACGAUAAGAUCUGGUCUCUUCAGAACAGCCUGAGAGUACAGGUACCUUGUCAGUGAUCUGCUUGUGCUGGACAAGCCUUCAACAAGCACUGUUAUGCACUACAGUAACUUUUGAGAGUUAGUCAGCUAAGAAAUACCUUUACAGCUACCCAAUGUGUUACAAGGCUGUUAUGACGUUGGUAUCAACUUUAUUUCACUCUGCUGUGAAGCCCUCUUUUUCUGAGCAAGAGCACGCUUCUAACAUGAAGACUGAGUUAUAGGGAGGCCACGGUUGUGCAAAGCCAGCAGAUUAAGCUCUUCACUGGACUGAUAUCUCCUACCUUUCCAAAACAAACACAACAGAUGCUGUGGUAUGAAAAGAUAAGUGUGUGGGGCUGUCUCUGCUCUGAGCCUGAUCCUGGAGUUCCCUUAUUGCAAAUGAGAUGUAACUCAUCAUGUGAUGUUCAAGUAGGCUGAAGAGGUAACUUCAUGCUCUUGCACUGGAUGGAUCAAAGCAACAUCCACUCUUAAAUCUUAGAGUGACAGACAGGCUGAGAAGGAAGAAGAUUUUCUCAAAAUCUUUCUGGACUGAAUGAACUUUUUAUCUCAGCAGGAGAAAUAGGGACAUAUUUUCCAGAUUAAUCUAUAGGAAGCUUCAACAAGACUGUUAAUCUUAAAUAAGAAUGAAGAAGACUGUGAUAUUAAGGACAUGUAAAGGUGACUUAUUUUGUGGUUUACAAAAUGUGGCGCCAAAUGUAUGCAACACUUAUGUCAGUCAAGUUACAUGAGUGAGAACCAAAGCCAUGGCUUGGAAGAAAUCAACCAACCAUGUCUUUGGGAUGUAUUAAGUUAAUUAUGAGACACAGGAAUGGAAGAUGGGGCAUAUGACCACCUGUUUUUGGUGCUGGCAGUGUAUAUAUGUGAAAAAAAGACAUGAGAAAAGCUGAACUCAGGCACACAAUAAAGGGGGGGAGAUGAUUUGUCCUUUUGGACCAAAGUGCAAGGGAUCCUGGAGUCUGAAUUCAAGGAACCUUCCUCUAUUGGAUUGCUAGUGCAGAAGGUGAAGGAAAAAGGAGUCUAGAGUGACUGUGGGUGCGUAUGCCAUAAUGUCAGAAUUUGAGCCCAAACAUCAGAAUUUGCAUACCCUAAAGAACACAGUCUUAAAAAAAUACUUCAAGAACUGAUUGGCAACAUUAGGAUUUUUAAUGUAGUUUGGAAUUUCAGGCUGUUGACAAAAAGAUCUUUCUUUAAUCCUGUAACUAAUUUUGAAGUGUUGAUGGGAAGAAAGCUGUACAUCACUCAGCACUGGCUCUGUGAGCAGGGUAGAUGUCUGCAUUGCUGGAGUCCAGGAGGCUCCUGACCAGAACAACUUCUAGUUAAAGGGAUUUGCAAAUUACUUAGAACAUAGUCAUGUCACAUUGGUUGGAUUUUUUUUUUAAUUUUUACAUUUAAAUGUGCAUAACAUACUUGAAAUAAGAAUUCAGAGGUAGCCUACCAUUUGGUUUUGUGUGCCACAGAUGGCAAAUAAACCCAGAAAAACUCCA